AUGCAGCAACAGGAAAAGCGACGCGAGCUGCGUUUAAAACGAUUCUGGCGCACCACAACCAAACCGCCGACGUCCUCCGAGGAGUCCGGCGGCUGCGAAAGUCCUACAAAACUCGGACGAAAGGCAUUCCAGCAGCCAUCCGGCAGCAGCAGCGAUAGUCCGCCCAAGCACCCAACCUGUUCGCUUCCACUGCUGCAGGUGUGGCCCAGCCAGGACUCGCCCCGAGGUGAAGCAGAUGGCCAAAGCUUCGUUUUUCCGAUCGUAGCCGACGAUCAGCAACCGAACAGCAAUGGCCGCCGGAACUCGCUUUUCGUGGAUCAGCUGCAGGCGGGUGACUCCGGUAUCGAUUCCGUGCAGGCGUCCCCUUCACCAAUCGCCAUGCCUUGCCAUCCGCUCGUCGUGUCUAAUGCCAUCUCCCCAACUGCAUCACCUCCGGCCGGUUCUCCAACGCCCUCGGUUGAACGUGUGGCAGCUCGACGACCUUCGACAUCGCUUCUACACCCAGAUCACGCAAGGAUCUUCGCCCUACGACCGCCGGCUUCACCCGAUCAGGUGAGUCUUGCCAGCCUACCCCUGUUCGACAAUCACAGGAGCGCAUCUACGCCGCCUCACCCGCUACAGAGCUCGCUGGAGGAUAGCUCGGACUUUAAUGGGGCCACGACCAGCAACCAUCUGUGUACCGCCAGUUCCAGCACGACCUCUUCGCUUACGUCUGUGGCAGUCGCCACCUUAGGACCUCAUCCCCAACGGUCCUCCGAUCCGUGGUUGCGACCUGAGCGUGACAAGGAUAACCCCGAGCUGGAUCAACGCCGUGCCUCCACGAUGACCGCCCGACUGUCGCUGUUCGACGCUCUCGAUCUCGAGUACGCCCUUUUACGGGCAGCAGCUCGCGGUUCCGUUGGUCCUUACUCCCUCAGUGAGUCCUUACACAAGCUGACGUUCACGCAGUCUCUCGCUUUUCCGGCGCUAGCUCGAGGACUCGCCACUAAAAGACGCAACUCGACUGAGCAGAGCUCCUCGAGACCCCUGAACCCGAACGAAUCUGGGCUGAAUACGUUCGCGAAGGUUGUCACCGCGUGCGUGCUCGUGAUGGUGAGCUUUCUUGUCUUUCUCGUCGUGUAUAAGUACGUGCGAACGUGA
Messenger RNA from Anopheles nili, 1140 nucleotides. RefSeq lists its product as uncharacterized. The record is from RefSeq and is a predicted model, not a curated record. NCBI's taxonomy places the organism in Eukaryota, Metazoa, Arthropoda, Insecta, Diptera, Culicidae. Bases 1 to 1140 code for a protein of 379 amino acids. The transcript has 4 exons.